GGGCUUAUCAUUCGUGGGUAAUGGGCCGUGCGGACGAGGAGUCUGGUCUCGUAGUAAUAGGUGCAGGUCUGGGUCGUACUGGUACCAAUAGUUUGAAAAUUGCUCUAGAGUUGCUUUAUAAAAAGCCCUGCUAUCACUUAAAGGAAAUAUACUUACAUCAACAUUCACACAUCACGAAAUGGAUGGAACUUGAUAGGAAAUUGAGUGAUUCACCGGAUAAAAAACUUGAUAAAGCUCUGUGUCAUAAAAUUUUCAAAGGAUACACGGCUGCCAUUGAUCAUCCUUCAUGUGCAUACUACAAGGAGUUAUUAGAACUUUAUCCUAAUGCAAAAGGUGUCACUUCUGGACGUUCCGUUUAUUUGAACGUUGAUUUGAGUUUUGGGUAUCAUAAAGCAUUAGUUAUAAACUCGCUUACUAGAUCUGAGAUGUCCAGGUCUGGACAAGCAUGCAAAAAGUGCAGUCCUCACCACUCUACAUUCAAACAAUGCGAAUAUUGCAAAUCUGACUUUAAAUACAAUGUUUGCGGCGGUAUCUGCCCACACUGUCAAUCUCUUAAAAGCAAGUACGGCGAGCCUCAGUCUUGUUCCAUAUGCAAUUUAAAAACUGCUUUUGGCAGUGCCUUGGUUUGCCAGAGGUGCUUACACUACAGAAACAGAUUCGGUGAGCCACGCCAGUGUCAUUCUUGUGGGAAUACGUGUGCCUUUUUAAAAGAUGAGGCCAGCCGAGAGAAAGUUGAUGGUCAGAUUCUUUGUUGGGUGUGUACAUACAAUUUUAAAUUAGCUCGAUCUAAAGAACGCUCUAUUCAUGGAUUCAACAAACGUCGACAUGAUGGUUACCAGCUUUCAACUGCAAACCGUUCGAGAUCAAGUCAUAACUCUCUUAAAAAAACUUAUACCGAUGGGUUUGGAACAAGGCAAAUUGACACGCAGAUGCAUGUACAACAGGCUUUAACUACUCAAGCACUAAGCUUAGAUUCUGUGUACAAUGAGCACUUACUUACUAUAAGCCAGUUACAAGAUGAGAUCAAAUCACUCAAGCGUCAAUUAACACUUAAAGACUCUGACUUGUUAACCAAAGAUCGUACAAUAGCAGAGUUACGCUCUGAAAUGAUUGAAAUAAAAUCAAUGAAUGAAGAUCGUGUCCGAAAAAUAAAAUCAGCUGCACAGCUUGAACAAGAUCGGAUGCUAGCUACAAUACGUCAGUUACAAAAAGAGAAGGCAAUUAUUAGUCAUAAUAUUAAACGUCGUAAAAUUAAUAACAAUCUCUCAAAAAUUACAAACCGAAAUUUUUUGUCUUCGACAACUUUAUUCAAUCCAGAUUCACCGCUUAGUUUGGGCUUUGCGAAACGAGUUUCCAAGCCUCUAGUACUUGAAAGCCAAGAUAAAGAACGUGGAGGCGAGGAAACAUUGUCUUACUCAGAUCGAGUAUCGAAAAAUACACUGGACUCAACAGGUCGUUCAAUGAAAAGACAACUUACACCUGACUGUAUUGGUGUACAAAUUUACGAUGAAGACUCUAACUUAGCACCUCAACGUACAGUUACUUCUGGCAUAAGACAAAACGCAGGUUCACCAGGUAUUACUUCAAGUAUAUCAUCCAAACCUCCUACAGAUAAUGAAGAAGCAUCUCAACCGUAUCAAUAUGAUCCUCAUGAAAUAUCUGGGAAAAACCCUCUUGGGUUGGAUACGCCAUCGGAGUCUGAAAAUGAAACUCCCGACUGA
Molecule: messenger RNA, 1721 nt
Organism: Schistosoma curassoni
Lineage: Eukaryota; Metazoa; Platyhelminthes; Trematoda; Strigeidida; Schistosomatidae
Source: the annotation of a GenBank genome assembly